CGGCCUUCCUGUCGAUCGCGAGCAGGGCUUCUUGAUUUUCUUUAGAUCGUUUCAUUUUUCUCACGAUUAUGUAGUUCUGUUCAUUUUUAUCAAAUAAUAUUUAUAAAGUACACUUGAACAUGGCUGCUCUAGCUCGGUCCUUGAGAGGUAGUGGCAAUAUAACGAAUCUUUAUGGUGCGCUAUCGUGGGAGAGAUGUAAUCUGGCUGUGGUACGUUCUUCAAGAUGGCAACAGAAAAGGUUUAUGUCGAACCCUUUGCAGGGAAAGACAGUUCGUAUAGGCUGUGCCUCUGGAUUCUGGGGAGAUUCAAUGUUGGCAGCACCACAGCUUGUUUCCGAGGGCAAUAUAGAUUAUCUUGUGUCUGAUUACUUGUCGGAAAUCACAAUGUCACUUCUGACAGCAGCUAAAAGAAAAUCUCCUACUAUGGGGUAUGCACCUGACUUCAUACAGUCUGUUAUGAAAGUACUCAUCAAACCCAUAAAGAAAAAAGGUAUUCGUGUGGUCAGUAAUGCGGGAGGAGUCAAUCCACACGAGUGUGCCAAAGCUUUGAUUGCUGUGGCAGAAGAAGCUCAAACUGACUUAAAAGUUGCCGUUGUCACUGGAGAUGAUCUUAUGGGGGACAUUGAACAAAUAAAGCAGGCUGGCAUUAAAGAGAUGACAAGUGGUCAAGACUUCCCAGACAGUGUUGUCAGCAUGAAUGCAUAUAUAGGAGCCCUUCCCAUUGCAAGGGCCUUGGAACUUGGUGCAGAUGUAGUUCUUACUGGAAGAUGUGUUGACAGUGCAUUGGUUCUUGGCCCUCUUAUGUAUGAGUUUGGAUGGAAGCCAAAUGAUUAUGAUUUACUUGCAUCUGGAAGUUUGGUGGGUCAUUUAGUUGAGUGUGGGGCCCAGUGCACUGGAGGAAUCUUCACUGACUGGCAGACUGUACAUAAUUGGGACAAUAUCGGUUAUCCCAUAGCUGAGUGUGCUGCAGAUGGAAAGUUUAUUCUUUCUAAACCUCCCAACACUGGAGGGCUGGUGUCUCCAUCUACUGUAGCUGAACAGUUGGUUUACGAGCUUGGAGACCCAGCUCAAUAUGUUCUCCCAGAUGUGACUUGCGACUUUACGCAAGUCAGGCUUCAAGGACUCAUUGGUUAUGAUGGUGGAGCAGUUCUUGUUCAGGGUGCAGUUGGCAAACCAGCCUCAGAUGCGUACAAGGUUUGUGCAACGUACGCAGAUGGAUUUCGUGCCACAGCUGUUUGUCCCGUUGGAGGGCCGUUUGCUUCACUUAAAGCUAAGAAAACGGGCGAAGCCCUCUUGAAAAGGACAAGAAGAAUGUUUGAAAAUUUAAAGCUGGAUGACUACACACGAACUCAUAUUCAGGUUUUGGGCUCCGAGGAGACAUAUGGAAAACAUGCCUUUCCAGGGAUCAUGACAGCAAAUCCCAGGGAAGCAGUAUUAUGGCUGGCAGUUCAUCAUCAGCAGAAGAAAGCAUUGGAAUUGUUUGCAAUGGAAAUUGCUUCCGCUGGAACCAGUAUGGCCCCUGGAUUAACUGCCAUCGUUGGAGGAAGACCGAGAGUCUCUCCAUUGCUGAGACUGUAUUCUUUCUUGUAUCCCAAAGACAACGUCAAGGUUGAUAUUUUUAUGAAUGGUGAACAUGUGGAAACAGUUUCUCCUUCAGUACCAGAUGAACAACCAGCAGCACCUGACAGUGAGACACGCACACAUGAUGCGGUACCAAAAAUUCGAAUGCCAAAGGGCCGUUGUACAUUUCCACUUAGCUCUUUAGCACUGACGAGGAGUGGUGAUAAAGGCAACAACGUCAAUAUAGGUGUAAUUGCUCGCCAUCCUUCCUACGUUCCCUUCAUACGAGCGGCACUGACCGAGGAAAGUGUCGCGAAAUAUUUUAGUCACUUAUUUCCUUCUCCACCAGAAGAAGGACACUGUAAAGUUAAAAGAUAUGAACUUCCAGGGAUCAACGCAUUUAACUUUGUCUUAGAAAAUGCUUUAGGAGGCGGCGGGGUGACAUCAUUACGCAGCGACCCACAGGGAAAAGCUCUUGGUCAGAUGCUUUUAGACUUCAAGAUAAAGAAUGUUCCUGAUAUUUUACCAUCUGUCAUUGAACCCAGCCUUUGAGGACUAAGCUUAAACUUGUUUACCAGCGACACAACAUUUUGAUUCCUCAGGCUUUUUUUUAUGGAAACACCGAUUACGGUUGCCAUAUUCAAAAAAAUUUGAAAAUAAUCAAUCAUAUUGAUUUGGUUUUGUCUGUGACUAAUUUGAUGUCGAAGUGGGAAGGUAAAGGUUACGUAUGAAGACGCGAUCACAAUUACGUAUAUUUAUUGAACGUAUCCUUAUCAAUGAAUGUCCUAAGUUUUGUAACAUUUUUUAACGGCUUUUAGCAAUCUUAAUGGCGUCUUCAUCGUUCGAGGAGCAUUAUCAAUCGCGGUAUAUUUUCCUUCCAGAAAACCGCUUUAAUCUUGAUCAUCGUUAAUACAUUGCCAGUGUGAACCAAGUAAAUCCUUGAGAUACCUUAUGGAAAGUUUUAACAACAGCCUCAACAGUUGCAUUCGGGCUUGAUGAUCACGACGGAAAUCAGUAGUAACAGAAUUCCCAUACCUCUGACCAUGGUUACACACAAAUCUUUUGUGUAACGAAAUACGAAAAUUAAACAGAUAAUCGGAUAAUGGUUUCAGUGGCUAGGUUAUUUCCAAAUAGAGGGCACCAAUGAUCGAUGCAUACAUUGCUGGCGUUGCACUAUUACUUGUAUUUUUAGGCGUAUCAACCCUUUGUGAUGGGUCACUGUCAUUCUUUCAUGAGCAUAGUACUUCGCUGCGCACGUUGCAAGCUCCGCUAUUAAGUUUUUUUAAAACCAAAUUUUGCAUUAGGAAGCACUGAGUUUUCAAAAAGCUUGGCUCAAGUAGCUAUUUAAGUAAGGUAUGGGUAUAGGCAAUUUGUCUUCUUGUGUUGUGAGCACCACCGAUCUGAAACUUGACAUGUUACGGAUUUCCUAGAACGUCGGACCCUUUGGGGCUUCAGUUCCCAAGCAACACCUAGAGAGUUUUGGCCCUAGACAUCUUUGGUAAAUUACAAGUGUAAAGUCUUUUUUAAAUUUCCAUGUAGGAUUAGCAGUCUUUUUCAGUACUGAGAAAUGUUGCCCUCACUUCAUUUUGAUAGGACUGUAGCUUCACCUUUUGUAACGAUGCUAAUGAGCUUAACCCUUAAACCCUAAGAGUGACUAGCACCUAAUUUCUCCUUACAAUAUCACUUCUGAAUCAAA
Molecule: messenger RNA, 3255 nt
Organism: Pocillopora verrucosa
Lineage: Eukaryota; Metazoa; Cnidaria; Anthozoa; Scleractinia; Pocilloporidae
Source: RefSeq, a predicted model, not a curated record